Messenger RNA from Myotis brandtii (Brandt's bat), 405 nucleotides. Its product is annotated as thioredoxin-like. The transcript has 2 exons. The record is from RefSeq and is a predicted model, not a curated record. NCBI's taxonomy places the organism in Eukaryota, Metazoa, Chordata, Mammalia, Chiroptera, Vespertilionidae. Bases 1 to 228 code for a protein of 75 amino acids.
AUGGCAAAGCAGAUCCAGAGCAAGGAUGCUGCUCAGGAAGCCUUGAACAGUGCAGGAGGUAAACUUGUAAUAGUUGACUUUUCCACCACGUGGUGUGGGCCUUGCACAAUGAUCAAGCCCUUCCUUCAUGAUGUUGCUGCAGAGUAUAAAGUUAAAUGCAUGGCAACCUUCCAGUUUUUUAAAAAAGUACAAAAGAUGGGUGAGUUUUCUGGAGCUAAUAAGGAAUAACUUGAAGCCACCAUCAAUGAAUUAAUUUAAUAAUGUUAACCAGCCAUUGGCUCCUGUAAUUUUUUUUAUUUAUAAAAAAAGAAAAUAGAUAAGGUAUAGAAACUACCGGUAUAUACUCAACUACCAUCAGAUUAUAAAUGACAAUAAAAUAUUCAUUCUAUCCCUUUUUAAAAAAAA